This is a messenger RNA of Porites evermanni, 4930 nucleotides long. The record is from the annotation of a GenBank genome assembly. NCBI's taxonomy places the organism in Eukaryota, Metazoa, Cnidaria, Anthozoa, Scleractinia, Poritidae.
AUGUUUGGGCAUCUCAUCAGAAGAAUACAUUCAUCUCCUGUUGCACUCUUUCUUCUUAAGAGACAUGCUUCUUGGACACAGGGAGAAGGACCAAACUACUCAAAAAAUUUGAUUGCUUUAGGAAUUGCAACUGCUGGUGGUGUCAUGUUUGCUUUUGUGAGUUAACACUGGUUUUCUAUGGUUGCAGUAUUAUAGGCCUUUUUAUAGUUAUUGAUGCAGCUGGUUCUCAUCAAGUUUUAAAGUAGACAGCUAGGAUGUAAAAGUAGGUGGCUUGGUGACUGAGUGCUGUAAGCAAUUUCAGGCUUUCACUCUCUCACUCUACCCUAUUUCCCCAAAAAACUGGACGGGUCAAACCUCCAAGCAGCCGGUUUUUGACCCAGCUGCUGGCGCUUUCAAGAUAAGUACCCUGUAGAUAGAAACAAGGCUGUGGAGUUGACCUUGUCUUGAUACUACUUAUCCUGCUUUCUUAUGUAAAUAAUGUUUUUCUUAUGCUAAGUAGUAUUUUUCAAACAUGCAGGGUGUUCAUAAGGCAUCGGAGAUCAGAGAUUGGAGAAGUCUUUUUUCAUUGUUCAUUGGUGUUGAAGUAGAGCAAGAGACGAGUACACCCCCUCCUAAAAAAAAUCCUGGAUCCGCCCCUGUUAUUCUUAAUAAAAACCUGGCCUGAGCAUGAUUUCCAUAAGAAAAAAAGGAGGUUUGUAUCAAAAGAAGGUCAACCCCAGCCUCACAUUCACUCAAAGGCUAGGAUACUAAGUCCUCAACUGUAAAAUGGUCUAUUGCCUUAAUUGCUAGCCUGCAAAGCAGGCAUAUUUUGGAGCGCGAUCCAUGAUUUGUUUUUGGGAAUGACGUUAUCCUGCCAUCUUGGACGUUAAUACUACCAGAGAGUUGGGACGAGUCAAAAACUGAUUUUAAGGGAGAGGUUGAUGGGUUUAAUAGUCUAAAACAGUUCAGCUAUCUCAACCAUCUUCGUAACUGCUAAAGAUUGAGGUUUUAUUUGAAUAGUCACACCACAGGAUUUCAUGCACUGACUGAAAAGUUUGAGCUAUGUACACAUCCAAAACAAAUGGUACCAUGUGGAAGAACGGCUGAAGAGGUUUCAUUUGAAUGGUCACACCAUAGAAUUUCAUCAGCAGACUCAAAAGUUAGAACUACAUCCAAAACAAAUGGUACCAUGUGAAAGAACUGCUGAAGAGGUUUCAUUUGAAUGGUCACACCAUAGAAUUUCAUCAGCAGACUCAAAUGUUAGAACUACAUCCAAAACAAAUAGUACCAUGUGAAAGAACUGCUGAAGAGGUUUCAUCUGAAUGGUCACACCAUAGAAUUUCAUCAGCAGACUCAAAUGUUAGAACUACAAUCAAAACAAAUAGUACCAUGUGAAAAUACUGCUGAAGAGGUUUCAUCUGAAUGGUCACACCAUAGAAUUUCAUCAGCAGACUCAAACGUUAGAACUACAUUCAAAACAAAUAGUACCAUGUGAAAAUACUGCUGAAGAGGUUUCAUUUGAAUGGUCACACCAUAGAAUUUCAUAAGCAGACUCAAAAGUUAGAACUACAUCCAAAACAAAUGGUACCAUGUAAAGGAACUGCUGAAGAGGUUUCAUUUGAUCGGUGGCACCAUAAGAUUUCAUCCUCACACUUAAAAAUGAGAACUAAGUGCAAUAAAAAUAGACAUACCAUAUGAAAGUUUUGAAAAGUUAAAAUGUCGUUACAUGUAUUCAUGGCUCUGUGAGUGAAAGUGUGACCCAACUAUUAAAUAGUUUUAUUAUAUAAACACCAAUGAAGGUGCUGAAGGUGAACUUUUGGGCGAAAACAUGAUAUCUUUACAUGCGAAAAGAUCACAAUUGCUGUGGCUACAUAAUUAAUCGCACCUUUCACAACCAAAAACUAUUAAAGUAAAAUGGUUUGGUAUUUCAUUGGUGUUUAUUUAACAGGACAUUAAAUGACCACUUCAAGACACGAAAUUUCUCUUCUCAUGUUGAAGAAUAUCUCACUUGUUUGGUCUGCUCACUCCUGAAAUAUUUUCCUGCUCACUCCUGAAUUAUUUUUCAACACUGAAAGAGAAGUUUCAUAUCUCUGUGUGCAAUGUAAUAUCCUCUUUUUAAUUAUGUUAUUUUUUCAGGGGUAUCAGAAAUGGAAACUUGACAAGGACUUUGAAGUUGAAUCCAAAUGAGGAUAGUUCUUACACUGAACUUACUGUCAAGGGCUCAAAAAAUGUACCUUUGUGAAAAUGAUAAAUGCUGUAACAGUUACAGAUACAGUGUACCUAACAAUGACUUUUUUAUUGCUAGUUCUGGUCAAUUGUUACUGGCUUGUCUUUGUGUUAGCUAGCUGGAUAUAAACUGUAGACAUAUCAGCAUUGUUUUCAUGGACGUUUUUGUGGUAUAAAGUUUAAAUUCCAAAAUCUGUAAAAAAAUAGAACGUAAGAUAAGAUUGAUGUUGAAUACUUUAAUUUAUCUGAGUCAUAUGCUUACGUUUCUGAUAUGAUUAAAAGUUUUUCCCCCUUUCCUGUAUUAAAAUUUUUCAGUUGUAACACAUAACACCCAGCAGAUAUUUCAAUGGAUUUUUCCGAAAUAUAUCAAUAAAGAGCAAAUAACAGUUUUACAUUUAAUGUCUGUGAUUAGCUCCUAUUGGCCACACGAUUUAUUGCUUUUCGACUGAACAAAUAGUGACUUUUACCUGGGCCAAAGAAUUUAAGUAAAGGAGAUAGGAAAUAUUAAGUCGUUUUAAAAGGAACGUUUGAAGUUUUCGUACAAAAAAAAUUACAAUAAAAAGACGGAAAAGAAAUCAGUUCCUUCUGAUCUGUUGCUAAACUAUUGUGUUCGUGACUUUUCGUUUCGGUUUGAUAUAACUUGUGACGCCAUUUACAGGUAAGUCACGAAACAGGAAAAUCAAACGAAGCAGGAAGCUGCAAAUGAAAAAAGGAAAAAUUUUAUGUUCAUGCCAACUAUGACAUUUUGCACCUAUAGAUUUACUUUUUUCAGCCCUAGGGAGGCAAAAAACUGUCAAUUGUGCUUUUAGUUUUUUUAAUUUAGUGUGUUCAUCGCGUGACGUGACACCUCGAUGGUAUGGCCACCGCCCAUUCACCGCCCAAUAAAAACAAGUUCCGGUGUCAACAUAUCACGUCCCAGCUCAUUGUGUCGCGCGAACUUACUGUAUCACCUGUGUUGCUCUGUUUGUUGUCCAGACGCUUUCGAUUUUCAGUCGUUUGGUAGUCCUGAUAGAUUCAAGGCUUAAUCAGCUGUACACUUGAUUCAACUCUUAACUAUGUCUCUCCAAGUUUUUUCAAGAAUUCUCCGUCCCUUGGGGGCCACAAUUUCUCGACAGACUCUCCGAAGUGUUGCUCGUUACACUCAAGCAAAAACAGAAACUUCCAAAGAGGAAUGGGGAACGUUGGUUCUGGGGCUUGGUCUUCUGUCGACUGCAAUUGUAUGGGUAAGGUUCAGAAUUCGGAUUCAAUCCGUUGUAAACUAACGUUGUUUCUUCCGCCAUGUCUCAGCGCGCGGGCAUGGCCACUGUCUCUACUGGAUAAUUGCUAAAAAAGUCAUUGUUAUCAGCUCUUGCUUGCGUUUAGGUAAGGCAGAGGUUUCAAGCGUUUUUUUUUUUCAACAAAAGAAGGAGAGAUUAUGUUACUUUUUUCAAUGAAAGAUCUGUAGUUGAAAGUUCAAUAGUUGCAACUUUUGCGUCAUGCCCUUUUCGCCUUCUACUGUGAAACGUGCUGUUUUGCACGCACAUUAGCCGUGAGUGAGCAAGGCGACUGCCGACAGUGAAGACUCUACUUAUGUUUAUUGUGAAUCAUAACAGUUAUUUGCGUGUUUUAUUGUAGUGAAAAUGCGUUUACAUGUGCCUACGAAAAGAAAUCACAAAAAUUUGAGAACGAGACGCAGUUGUUUACAUUGGUUAAGUGAUAAUUAAUGCAUAAUGAUUUUGUAGGCACGCAACGUAAAACGUUUUACAGGUUACAGUUUGCAAGCGCGAUGGGUUAAAAUCAAGUCAAUCAAAUAUUCACGCAAAAAAAAAAUUCAAUCAAGGUGUUGUUCAAAAGAGAGUUGAUUUCAGGUUAGGCCCUUUGAGACUUCAGUACCUUCGAAGAUGUCAGAAUUGAAAAAAAAUUAUGCAAUAUCACAUCUACUACCCGAAAUUACGUUUACGAAUAUUUAAUAAUUUUGUUUUUUUCUCUGCAGUCAACUAAAGAAGGUGCCUGGUCAAUAAACAUGACUCCUGCUGAGCGAGCUAAGGUAAAGAGCACUCUUUGUUAUCAGUUUUUUCAUCAGUUUUUUUUUUGUUUUUGUUUUUUAACACUGUGCAUUAUAGACUUUCGUUUCAGUUGGCCCCUAAAUGCUCCUGAUGCAAUCAUAAAAUCCUUUUAUUACAAACCUUAAUUCUCUUUUAACUACGUUAGCCACCCACCCCCUGCCCCCCUGCCACACACUCCCCCAGUCGAUCCCCUCAUCCCUAGCCCCAGUCUCCCUGAUCCUUUCCAUCAUCCCCGGCCGCGGCUCUUGUGACCCUGACUUUCUCUGAGUUAAAAAUAACAUGAUUUAUUUUUCAGCUGGAAGAACAGGAAGCUGGAGGGCAAUGAAUGACUGAACUGCACAUAAGCUGUCAGCCUAAAGACUUAGAACUUUAUAGCUCAGGUCUCAUUAAAAAAUGUGUAAAUUUAUAGUAGCCACAGGAACCUACUGGUAGUUGGAAUUAUGAUUUUUGUUAUUAAGGUGUGAUGAUCAAGAUUAUCUCAUAAUUUGGACUAAAAUAAUUAUAUAUGAUCAAAAGAAAAAUAAUUUUAAAUGAAUUAAUGUGGUUCCAGCAGGCCCUGUUGCUUUUGUCUAGUCUGUUUUUUGUAUUAAUUUUGUCAAUCCAUAGUUGUACAUUUUAAGGAGUUGGAAAAAAACUGAGUUACCCCCAAACUAUUUCACUGUAAAGUCUUUGAGUUGCAC